GAUGGUGGCGAAAAAUAAAGAAAUGGUAGGAGCGAGGGGCAUCGUGUUUUCCUGCAGCUCGUUCUCCCAGCACUUCCGUUCUCCUCUGUAGGUGUGUUCAUGACUGCGCUCUUCGCUGUGGUCCUCGCUGUGCUCCUCAGUGGGCCCAUCGCAGCGCCCAUCGUUGUGCUCAUCAGUAAAAUGUUAACCUGGCUACUACACGUUGUUCAUCAUGUCUGGUUACGGGUAUCCGAAGAAUCAAUCCGUCGUCCAGAAUUAAUCCAGAACGAGUGAAAUAGACCUCAACAACAAACGUCUGAAGAAGUGUUAAGUAAACGCAUGCGCACAUUUAUUUCCCCAAACACGUGUCGUUGCGCUGAAGCUGCGCACGAGAGCGUACGUAAAUGCGCCUGUUCUCUCGGUGUCGUGACGUAGCGCGUCGUAACAUUCACGCACCGUCGUAGGGUGAGACGUACAGCAUAAUAGUUAGAGAUUAGAACCCAAAACGACGACAUUAUCGGAGACCAGGGUUACGCAUAUAUACAUAUAUAUAUUUUUUUAAAAGAAGAGGCACACUACGUUUCGGCCACGUGCAUGUUCUUAUUGAGGGACCGAGCCAGCUGCGUCGACCGCGUGGUUUGUUGUUCAGAUUCGCUUCUGAUUCACCCGCCAUUCGACACUCGCUGCACGCGCCGCACGUACACUCUCCGGCCUUAGAGAUAUAUCAGACGUCGGCGAAAACACUCGACGUCCAUUAAUCAAAGGAUGCUGAAAGAUCUGCGUAAUCUGAAGAAAAAUAGACAACAGCUCCUCAGAUGACUUCUUCAGUUACAUGGCCAUUCCACAUAAUCAGGCCAUAAUGGUGCUUCGUCAGGAGGGCACGGCUACAGCUACAGUACCUCAAACAUCUGCUUGUUCACUUUUUGUUGUCGUCAACCAGCUACAUCCUGCUGGUGGAGGGCAGGACAAACAGACACUGUUUGCUAGUACGGAAGCCAGCCCUUUGAAAAAACCUGCUAUUGGUUCCUGUGUAGCAAGCUUUAAUAAAGUGUCAUCCAUGUCUUUGUCAGCCAUGGCAGCUACCAACACAAGUAACCAGCUAUGUAACUUGCCAGCAGAGUCUACAUGUAAAGGUAUCACAGUCACUUUGGACAACAAUAACAUGUGGAAUGAGUUUUUCAGAUGUCAGACUGAGAUGAUUCUAACCAAGCAAGGUCGUAGGAUGUUCCCUUGUUGCCGUUUUCGCAUCUCAGGAUUGGAACCUUUUCAGAGGUAUUCUUUAAUAAUGGAUAUGCAACCAGUGGAUAAUUACCGCUACAAAUGGAGUGACAGACGAUGGGAGACCAAUGGAAAAGCUGACCCACACAUUUUGAGCUCCUUUGUACAUCCCAUCUCACCUGCUACUGGAUUAGACUGGAUGCAAAAUCCUGUUUCCUUUUACAAGCUAAAGCUUACCAAUAACCCCUUGGACCGCGAGGGCCAUAUUAUCAUAAACUCUAUGCACCGGUACAUUCCCCGACUUUACAUUAUUCCUGCAGAUAAAGCUGUGGAUGUCCUUCAGUUAGAUGGGCCUGAUGUUGUAACAUUUAGUUUUUCACAGACAGAGUUCUUUGCUGUCACAGCUUAUCAGAAUCUGUCCAUCACUCAGCUGAAAAUUGAUUACAACCCUUUUGCAAAAGGUUUUAGAGAUGAUGCUAACAACUCCCGAUGUUGCAAGCCCAAGAGUGCCCCUUCCACUGAAAAGUUGGAAAGUGAGGUCAAAUCCAGCAAAGAGUCUUCAGCCUUGAAUAAUCUUAAGUCUUUGUUUGCAAAGAUGAAUGCUUCUGAAAAAGUCAAUACCAUUGGGGACCUUAAAACUGUUAUUUGUGAUGAUCCCAGGAGAGUUGAGCCUGAAUGUUCUGGCAGUAGCAUGAAGCGGCCAUGGCCAGGUGGGCUGUCGGAUCUAAUUAAGGGAGCUCAUGUUAAGGUAAAAAGAAUAUCCCUCGAGAAAAUCCAGAAUGGAAGUAGCGAGCAAAUGAAUGUUGACACUCUGGUUUCAAAAGAGAACAAUAUGGAUAUGGCACCUAAGGACUGUACAUCUGAAAACAUUUCAAUUCCUGAUGUUACCAAGGAGCUUAAGGACACGGUAUCGUUUUCAAAAACCACAGACUCCUCCACUUUAAAAAAUACACCUGAGACACUUUCUGCAACUAACAUACAGUGCAUGCUGAAAAAAACUUCCAUCACACCCUUAAAUGAAAAGUUGGCUGCAGUAUUGAGUGAUACACCAGCAGUGACUGAAAAGUUGAGCAGUGAGAAAACUUCACAGUGUGUUGUCAAACCUCUUGACUGUGGUGGAGAAGUGAAGAAGAAGCGGGCUGAGCCUGUCCCACUACCGCUUCUUGCUCUAUUUCUACAGCAAUUGAAGUCAAAAACAAGACCAAAGCCAAAAUCUGAAUCUUGUAGUGUGCCAUCACAGUCUGAUCAAUCCUGUGAUGAUACUUCAGUUUACGAAAACCCAUCAUCCCCCACAGCAUCCAUUACACCUGCAUUUAACACCCAGUUGAAUGUAGAACUUGCAUCUUCCCCAUCUCAAACCAUCACAUCAUCCAGUUUAACAUGUACUGCAGCAAACACUGAACAUAAAACUGUAUCAACCCCAGAUUCUGCCGUUGAUGCUGUUACUGCCUUGACAGACGGUGUUGUCUGUGAUUCACUGGAGCUGCCCACAUCUAAUAAAGUAUCUGCUACUACUUUUGAAUUUGCACAUGACGUUAAAGCCAACACUAGUCUUUCAGAAACCACACUUGACACUAAAAUAGUCUCCAUUAUGUUAGAUGACACUUCUUCUGAUUGUGUAAUUGGAUGUGAUCCUAAAGCUUUUCCCUUUACCACCCCUGAUGCUCCCAAUAAUGAACUUUUGCAAAGUACUGCCACUAUUGAUACAUCCAGCACAGAGCCUGCUGAUAAUUACUGUACGGUCACAAAUCCUGAGCUUGUUCCAGAGACUGCUCUACAGUCCCCUUGCCCAGGGGUUAAAAACUCAUCUUCACCAUCUUGUGCACCAUCCCCUCCAUACGUGUCCGCUCCUUCCUCUCCUGACCCGUUUCCACCGAGCAUGUUCUCUGAUAGGCCCAUACCUCCUAGAAAGACACUAGACCCAUUUCCAGCUUGCGUAUCCCUCGAUAGACCACGACCAUUGCUAGAGAUAUCUGAGAUAUCAGUACCACAGAGGUUUUUCACAGCACCACUUGGAGACCCAGGUACUGCUGUUUUCAGUAUUAGAAGUGAGCUGAACUGUCCUAUAGAUUCCCAUGACCCUGCUAUUCCAAAGGAAGUAAAACAGCCCCAGAAGACUAGUAAAUGCACAAAAUCCAAGAUUUUACAAAAGAAAGGUGGGAAAUCAAAGGUGACUGAAGAUACAGCGGUGAUGGAAGGCCCCAUUCCUGUCCCAAUGCAGCCCAACCUUGAAGAAGUGGAGGGUCAAUUGUUUGUUUCCUUCAUGUCAAAGAAGGCACUGGAAAUUCAUCUUGGCGAUGAAGCUAAAGAAGAGGUUUUACAAAAAACAACGCAAAACAUCGUUGGUGAAGUCCCUGAUGAAAAGGAAAAGAUUGACACACUUGAAAAGACCCUUCUGCAUGAUUUAAAAAACAUGAAAUACAGACAGGUCAUUCACCCAGUUCUCCAAGCAGUUGGUCUGAAGUUGAACCUUUUGGAUGUUACACUGUCUAUUGAUCUACAGUAUCUGGGUGUAUGCUUACCUAUUCCUCCACCUAUAUUCUUACCUGAGGGAAGCUCAGGGACUUGCUCAUCACAGGUUCACUUCGUUUCUAGAACAGGAAAAACAACUGACAUUACUAAAAUCAAAGGCUGGAGAGAGAAGUUUUCCACAAUUUCUUCAACUGUUUCUGGAGUCACCACAUCCUUGGAUACAGGACAAAAAAAUCUCUCAGCUUUCUGUAGUGACAUGCUUGAUGAGUACCUGGAAAGUGAAGGCAAGCUUAUUGAUGAGCGAGCUGCCAGUUUCUCACAGGCUGUUGUCACUCCUGUGGCCUACCAGUUGCCCACCAAGAGCACAAGCUAUGUUCUUACACUUGACAGUGUUUUAAAAAAGCAGGCAGUUCCAUUAGUAGCUACUCUCUCAAAGCCUUCUAAAAAAUCCAGAAAAAGUGCACUGCACUCAAAAAGCAAGGAAGCUGUGUCUGGGGUGAAAACGAAGAAAUCUGUCAAAAAAAAAGAAAACCCGGUUCCCAGCACAGACAAGAAACUAGAGGGAAGCCCUUCAAAGAAAUCUUGUAUACCAAAAUCAGUAUCUAGUGUGCCAUCUACUGACCCUGACUUGCCCCAAAGCAAAAAAUCUUCCAAAAUAAAGACCAAGAAGAGACUCAAGACUUCACAACAUUCUUUACAGACAGCUGAAAAGUCUGUUAAGGAUGGUGUGUCCGUGGCUUCUGCAGGACAGAGCACUUCGGGUACCCCUGGUUCAAACCAACCAGUUGGACGCAGUUCCGGCCUACCCAAAACCCUAGUUAAACUAAGGGACGUGGAAGAUGGUGCAGUCUGGGAAGGGAAAAAUCGUACCUAUAUCACCAUGGAACGAGCAGCCAUUGCUUUAUCAUGUCUUGUCACAGCAGAGGGUACAAUAGGAGGAAAUCCUUCUACUGUCAUAAAACGACGUGCACCACCUUGUCUCAAUGACUUUUGCCGGUUAGGGUGUAUAUGUGCUAGUCUUGUUCAGGAGAGGCGCCAACAUCACUGUGGCAAACCUCAGUGCAUGCUGGGCUGUAACUGUCUUCGACGCAAAGUAGUCCUUUUGAAAAAUGAGGAAACAAAUGAGGCUGUAAUAAAAGAUGCAGAAGAUGUACCCAAAGUGAAAAAGAAGAGAAAACGUUAUUCUUACACUAUUUCAGUUACUGAUUCAGCACCUGAGCCAGCUCUGCAUGUAAAAACAUUAUUGGCUAAGCAAAAUGAUGUGGAUUUAGAGCCACUUUACGUUCCUGAUCCUGCCAAGCCUCUUCAUCCUCCACCAAUAUCGUUGGAUCUUCAAAAGGAUCUGGAGAACUUUCUACAUGCUUUACCGAAAAGAGAAGCCAUGAGAGCUGUUGAUGGGGUAAGUUGGAGCAAGCUCAAAAAUCAGGGAAGUCUGGAUUGUGCUCGUGUGAGGCCAUUCUGUGGGAGAAAACUGUCUCCUUGUGGACAAAGACGCAUGAAGGAUGUUCAUCCAGAUCUUAGUUCACAGGACUCACUGGAAGAGAUUGAGGAAGGGGAGCUUCGGCCGCCUACUCAGUCUGGUCCUACUAAACGGCUGGAAAUUGUGUCAAAGUGCAAGUGGGAAACAGAAGGCAGCAGGUACGUUGUCGUGCGUACAGUGUGUGAGCGUAUGGCACAGGACCGUCUGAAGGACCCUUUCUGGGUCGGCAAGUACCACAUCCAGCCCACAUCUAAGACUAAAAUGGAGACAGAUGAAGGAACCAUCAUUACAUAUAAAGUGGUCAUCUCUCAGCCACACCUAGAGGAAAGUGAAGAGAAAAUGAUGGAGGAGAGAAUAAAGCAGCUGGAAGCUCAGUUGAUUGAGACCAUAGGCAAAAGUGAAGUGAAGGGCCUCCCCCUUCUCUCUCAUGUCACCCCUGCAGGGUUGCUAAAGGCUGAGAAAAAACCUUCUGGUGCUCUGGGCCAGAUAAUGGUCAAUGGAAAGCUAUAUCCACAAGCCAAACUAGAACUGGGCCAGAUGGGGGCUUUGCAUCCUGCCAACAGGCUGGCUGCUUACAUCACAGGAAGAGUAUGUGUAGCUAACAAACAUGGCAUUACAACUGGUACCACAGUCACCAAGACAUCGCAUACAGCUCCUACCACCCCAACCAGUGUAGCCAUGACAGCAGUUACAAACACACUUUCUUCAACCAUCACAUUGGCUAAGCCAACAGUGGCUAAGCAACCUAUAGGAACAGAGUUUGUCCAGGUUGAGCUCGGCUGUAUAAAUUCCCAACAGCAAAAAACAGCCAGUACUGAUAUGUUACCAAUGCAGAGCACAGUUAAAAAUCUAAUGUAUUCUUCUUCUAUGUUGACUGGCUCUCCUGGGAUUUCAGCAUCUUGUACCAUGCAACCAAAGGCAAACAUAGCUUCCCAUGCAUCUCCUGGAUCUGGCACCACAGAUGGCUCCAUCCAAGUGGUUAGGGCAGUAACUCGAUCUGGAUCAGCUGUACCAGAGAAGACUUUUAUGCUCAGUACUACUGGAUCAAAUGUUGCGCUCUCUGGUAGUAGAAUCCGGUUGAUGCAGUCUCUAACCUCAAAUCGUCCAGCUGCUCCUGGGCAGAGGAUGUUGAUGUUAAAAACAGCUAAUCCUACUGGCCGAGUAAUUCAUCUUGUGCCUCUUGGCCAAUUCAGGUCCCUCAAUCCAAAUGUCAAGAUGCAUCCUCAGCAGUCCUCUCUUGUCCGUUUUCCAACUCCCAACCCGGUCCCUCUGAGUAAGCCUCAAACAUCUACAGCUGUCUCUUCAUCAAUAGCUCAGACAUAUCAGAAUAUGGCUCCAGUAUAUAGUACAAAAGACAUUGUCGCGACAAGCAGCGCCUCCACGAUUGAUACAAAACAAGUCACCCCUCUUGGUGGCUCAAAGACCUUACUGGUUUGUAACAAACCUAAUAUGGUAAAAAUUAUACCAGUAAUUCUUAAGGAUAAUUCCAAAAACACUUUAAAAAUUAUACCUCAGAAUGUUUCUGAAGAUUCUCAAAUAUUCAAAGAUCCCAGAUUCCCAUAUUCACCAUCAUCAGCUCAAAGCUCUUCAGAGGGUCACCCAGCAAAUCAAAGUUUACAGCCCACUUCUCAAAGCUGCUUAAUCCUGAACAACCCAGCUCAUCAAAAAUUAGACAACCCUCGUAACUCCGGCCCUAAACAUGCCAAGGUAUAUUCUGAAGAAUACUCGCGGUGCUCCAAAAUGUCACACAAAAAUGUGAUUUUUACAGACCACUCUUACACCUUUGAAAUGAAGAAAAGGAGCACACCAUCUAAAAAGCGUGUUGAUGUGUCUAAAGAUGGCUCUGUUACUGCAAACGCAUCUGGGUAUCACAUGUUCCUCAAGGAAGUGCUGGACUUGGGCCUUGAUCAAGCUGAGGGUUGUGGUACCAGUAGUGCUGUCCUAGGCACUGAGAGUGGUGAAGACUCUAAAGCAGGAUCACAUCUGUUAAAAGAGGAGAUUGAUUCUGACACUGAACUAACUGAAGAUUCAGACAUGUAUAAUGACACUGACUCCAGCCAGUUCAGUGACAAGGAGGAUCUGUUCAUAGGCACUGUUUUUGAUAAACGGAAGGGAAAACGUAACUCUGUUAAUGCACAGAUUAAAGAUUUGAAUGAGAAGGAGGAUGAUGAGCUGGUUGAUAUUGAAACAUUUGAGGAAGGAGUUGAGAAAAUCCCUCCACCGCCUGAGCAGACUCAGCAUGACCGCUUUCGAAAUCUUUCAUCAGACGAGGAGAAUGAAAAUGAAAAUUUGGUUAAACUUAGGAGGAGGAAGGAUGAGAAGAAGAGACGCAUUACUCUGAGGAAUUGUUUUUACAAUCUGCAGCAGACUCUCAAUAUUGAAGAGCCUAAAGUUGCCAAAAUAGUGUUACUCUCAAAGGCCCUGGAGGAAAUUCACUCUCUUACUAAACAAAGAGAUCGCCUGGUGAAAAUGUGGGACACACUGAGAAAGAAGAGAGAUUACUAUGUUGAAAUGGCUUCCCAGUUAUCUGGAAAAAACAAGUAUUCCAUCUGUCAGAAGUUGGAUGAAAUAGUUGCUAAGCAGAAAUCUCUAGAGAUCAAGGACAAAACAAACAACCCCACUCUUAACUUUAAAAAAGAAGUUCCCGUACACUCACAGAGGACUGUCAACGAAAAACAGAAAACAUUGGGUACCGAUGGCAAAGCUGAACAUGUUAUCAAUAGCAAACAAAAAAAUCUGGAAUUCCAGGAUAGAAGAACAGAAAUUGUCAACACUAAUCAGAAAAAAACUGCAGCCAAACCACCUAUACCUCACCAAACACCACAGCUACAAAAAUGUCCUCCACCAGUUCCAUCACGUGAAAGAACAAGGCCCAACAUCCUGUCCCACAGCAAGCCUCAAGCCUUGGCUGAGGAUCAAGUGUUUGUUCAAGUGAUUCCAGUGGUAGAAACAGCAAUUCCAUGCAAUCAGAUCCUUACUAUAAGUAACCCUCUUCAGCCCACUGUUAUCACAACCACACCAGGUGUUGCAGCUGUGUCCAUAUCUAUUCCUACCAUCUCACAUUCACUCUGUGUAGAGAAUCCACUUCCCAUGUUGCAGCCACAAGUCCUUAAACUAACCAGCAGCCCUGUUAGCACACCAGUUGGUAAUAUAAGCCUCCCCAAGAUCUCCAGUUUUGCUUCUUUGCUACAGUCAGAAAAUCUGCCUGUUACCCCCAUGCAGACACAGGAGGAGUGUAACUCGUCAGAUGGGAAGGCUCAGCAAAAUGUUGUGCAAGAGGAAAAACAACUAGACCAAAAUCUUCCGGAGUUUGUGCCCAAAAAAACUGAGCAUAAUUCAAAUGACAAGAUCGAAGAAGAUCUAAAAAAGCAAAAGGAAGAUGAUGAAAGUACAAUUCAACCAGACCAAGAUGAUGACCGUCUGAUGUCAUUACUCGAUGAGCUUGUUUUUCUCAAUCAGACCUCUGAACCACAAGAAGAUGCUUCAAGUCUUUCAGAAACUGGAGAUGUACUGACAGAACUGCUCACUAAUAAAGAGGUAGAUAUGGACAGAGACGAUGAACGCUCUCUCAGUCCUCUGUUUCUCAAACUAGACGAGGAUCUUAUAACAUCACCCACCUCAAAGGACGAAGAGAUGGAUGAUAUUCCUCCUAGAGUAGAUGACCUUGUUAAAGUUAUAUUUGGGUCAGAGUCUCCAUCCAUUUCAUCAGAAUCAGAGAUUGUUGCAGCAGCCACUGAUGACAGUACCUGUGUUUCAGUGUGCAAUAUUAAACAUGAUGCUCCAACUCCACCUCCUUUGCUGCAGAUGAAAACUGGAGGGUGUUCUACAGCAGACUCUCUGAAAGAGCAGGCCAACUUGUCAUGGCGGCCAAUGCCAAAGCUUGCUCCUCUUGGACUAAAGACUCAGGAGACUGGGCACCCGAAACUGAUCUGUCCUCAUGCCCCAAAAUAAGAUUUAAAGCUGCCUAGUCUUCAUAACAUGUGUAAUAAUCAAAUCAUCAGGGAUUUCCAUAGUUUUAACUUCUUCAGACAUAAGACUGUUAUUUAUUUGUUUGUGAGUACAUUUAAUUUUAAUUCUGUUUCAUCAAGAACUACCUGUUGUGCCUCUAGUAGAUCCAAAGAUUUGUUUGCAGUUUUCCGAGUGAUUUAAAUGUUGGAGAUAAAAUGAAGAUUUUAGAGUGAGCAAAAAUGACCAGAACUUUUUGUAUAAUAUUGUAAAUGUUGUAAAAAGCCAACAUUCAUGGUUCUGUACAAAGAUUGCAUAUUGGAGUGGUAUCAGAUGUUUUAAGCGUUAUAAUAGGCAACCUACUGAAUGUGAUUAAAAAACAAAUCAAAGAGA
This is a messenger RNA of Tachysurus fulvidraco (yellow catfish), 9487 nucleotides long. RefSeq names its product MAX dimerization protein MGA a (gene mgaa). NCBI's taxonomy places the organism in Eukaryota, Metazoa, Chordata, Actinopteri, Siluriformes, Bagridae. Gene Ontology annotation, molecular function: protein dimerization activity; RNA polymerase II cis-regulatory region sequence-specific DNA binding; DNA-binding transcription factor activity, RNA polymerase II-specific. Gene Ontology annotation, cellular component: nucleus. The coding region runs from base 812 to 9100 and encodes 2762 amino acids. The record is from RefSeq and is a predicted model, not a curated record. The transcript has 25 exons. Gene Ontology annotation, biological process: regulation of transcription by RNA polymerase II; positive regulation of DNA-templated transcription; cell fate specification.